Molecule: messenger RNA, 1517 nt
Organism: Notolabrus celidotus (New Zealand spotty)
Lineage: Eukaryota; Metazoa; Chordata; Actinopteri; Labriformes; Labridae
Gene: rdh1
Product: retinol dehydrogenase 1
Exons: 6
Coding region: 84-1115 (343 amino acids)
Source: RefSeq, a predicted model, not a curated record
AGUGGAUCGUGGCUUCAUUGAGUUAACUCGCACUCCCUGGUGUGAAGGAGGACAACUACAUCUUCAUCAGAAUACUUACAGCCAUGGUGACAGCUGAGAGUCUAAGAACAUGUUUAUUGGAGGUGAUCCUCUCACACCCAGUCUUGUCCUGUGUUUUACUUCUGGUCGCUCUUGCUUCAAUCCGCUGGUUAAUCAGAGAUUCUUACACACUGAGCGGCCUCAGCCAGAAGCAUGUGUUCAUCACUGGCUGCGACAGUGGCUUUGGAAACCUUCUGGCCAGACAGCUGGAUGAAAAAGGUGUCCACGUCAUCGCUGCAUGUCUGACAGAGAGAGGUGCAGCAGAUCUGACAGCGGCGGCCUCCCCCAGGCUGAAGACCCUCCUGCUGGAUGUUACAGACAGCUCGAGCAUCAGGAGGGCGGUGGAGUUUGUGAGCGGAGAGGUCGGAGAGCGAGGUCUGUGGGGUUUGGUGAAUAACGCAGGCAGGGCCAUUCCUAUCGGCCCCACAGAGUGGAUGCAGAUCGAGGAUUUCACAAAGGUGCUGGAUGUGAAUCUGAUUGGAGUCGUCGAGGUCACUCUGCAGUUUUUGCCCCUGCUGAAGAAGGCGCGGGGCAGGGUGGUGAAUGUGGCCAGCAUUCUGGGCAGACUGUCUGCCACUGGUGGAGGAUACUGUCUGUCCAAAUGGGGAGUGGAAGCCUUUUCCGACUCCCUCAGAUUGGACAUGAGGCAUUUUGGCGUCAAAGUAAGCAUCAUCGAGCCUGGUUUCUUUAAGACAGCCGUCACACAGUUGGAUCUCAUUGAAACCGACCUGAGGAGGCUUUGGAACCGCCUCCCUCAGGAGAUCAAAGACUCCUAUGGGGAUACUUACUUUGAUGAAUAUUUGAAAGCUCAGGACUUCUCCAUGGGCAUGCUGUGCAGUUCAGAUCUCUCUAAGGUGACGAGGUGUAUGCAGCACGCGCUGACCGCUCAGUUCCCACGCAUACGUUACAGCGCUGGCUGGGACGCUAAGUUUUUUUGGAUUCCUCUGUCCUACAUGCCUUCGUUUGCAUUAGACUUUGUCAUCAGUGUGCUUCUGCCUUCACCUAAGGGUGAAAAAGCAGCCAAGAAGGCGCAGUAAGACACUGUAAUGUUUUUGUAACGUGACAAUCAAACACUCAUUGUGACAAUACAGUAAAAAAAAAAAGGAGUCAAGACUGUGUUACAAAAUAGGAAAUGUAUUCAUUCAUGUUUCAGCAGCAGCAAUUUAAAACCAUGCGGGCAUGUUGUGAAUAAUCACAGUUACAGUUUUUAUUUGUUCUCAUUAUGAUACAAAAUAAAUCAUCCUGUGAUAAAUUUAUGAAACAUCUGUCCACGUCUGCAUCCUCAUGUCAUGUGAUGCUAAUCAACAACAUACAAAUUAAUUUCCAUGUGGCAAACAUGGGCACAUUCAAGUAUUGCUCCAAAACAUUUUGGCCAGUAUCCAAUGUCAUUCUUAAUAAUAAUCAUGUUGAUUCAAAGUCAUAAAGUCUGGGGUACAUAA